UAUUCUACUCUUUGGAAUAAUUUACGUAUGCACCAGCUAGCUCUUUUCUUUAAAUCUGCACCCGAGAUUGCUUGUACGUACAUUUCGAGUAAUCAAACACGUAUGUCUUUAAAAGUUAUUAAAAAAUGUAAAAAGUGUUUAUUCACAUGUAGUUAUAAAAGAAAUAAGGAUAGUUAUCGAAAACUGUUUUGAUUUGUAUUCAAGAGAAAAUCACUUUUUUUUGCGUAAUAUUGGCGUGCGUGUCAAAUUUCGCCAACUAUUUCCGGAAUAGAAUUUAGCCGAAAGAUAAAAGGUGACGUUUACUAUAGGAACUAUUUUCGAGGCGUAUUGUAUGUGUUUUUCACCUCUAAAGAACGACCUGUAUUCAUAACCCACGUAAAGGAACAUAGUACACCUUGCAUUUUUUGUGGUUAUAUCAGUCUAUUACAUCGUAAUAGAUAUUAACAUCCAGACUAAAGAAUUGUCUUAGGAAAUCGAUUAAGGCAUUCUCCGCGGAGAAGAUGGGCCUGACAAUAAGCAGUUUACUUACCCGAUUAUUCGGUAAAAAACAAAUGAGAAUAUUAAUGGUAGGCUUGGAUGCAGCUGGCAAAACCACUAUUUUAUAUAAACUCAAACUUGGCGAAAUUGUAACAACUAUACCAACAAUUGGCUUUAAUGUCGAAACGGUAGAAUAUAGAAACAUCUGUUUUACGGUUUGGGAUGUUGGUGGACAAGACAAGAUUCGACCACUUUGGAGGCAUUAUUUCCAAAAUACGCAAGGUUUGAUCUACGUGGUGGAUAGCAAUGAUCGUGAACGUAUUGGAGAAGCUGAACGUGAAUUAGCAAACAUGUUGAAAGAAGAUGAACUCCGAGAUGCUGUACUUUUGGUCUUUGCGAAUAAACAAGAUUUACCAAAUGCUAUGUCUGCUGCUGAGCUUACAGAUAAACUGGGCCUUAAUUCACUUCGUGGACGACAUUGGUAUAUUCAAAGCACCUGUGCCACGCAAGGCCAUGGAUUAUAUGAAGGACUUGAUUGGCUAAGUAAUGAAUUGGCUAAAAAGUGAUAGCAUGUUGUAUGUUCAAUUGUGUCAUCACAGACAAUAUCCUCAUUCAACAUCAACGUAGAACACAAUUUAUGGUUUCUUAUGUCAUAAGGUUACAUUAAUGUAUAAUUAUGAAUCUAUUAAUACAGUACUAUGUACUUUUCAAAACCGUUGUGAAUGCAAUUGAACUAAAAGAAGGACAUUAUGAGACAAUUAUAAACUUACUGAAUCAUUUAAUAUCUUGCUCUCAAAAUGGAACUUAUCUUGCUGAUCAAUAUAAAGGUAAUAAAUUUGUUGAUAUACAAUA
Vespula vulgaris is the source of this 1329-nucleotide messenger RNA. It is a transcript of the gene Arf102F, whose product is annotated as ADP-ribosylation factor 2. Lineage: Eukaryota; Metazoa; Arthropoda; Insecta; Hymenoptera; Vespidae. Gene Ontology annotation, cellular component: cytoplasm; plasma membrane. Gene Ontology annotation, molecular function: GTPase activity; GTP binding. The transcript has a single exon. The record is from RefSeq and is a predicted model, not a curated record. Gene Ontology annotation, biological process: vesicle-mediated transport; intracellular protein transport. The coding region runs from base 501 to 1043 and encodes 180 amino acids.